GCUUUCUCUGCCCUCGGGCUUGCGCGUUGUAAUAUUCCCGUGUUGUGCCAUAAUGGCAGUAUCGACUCCCUUUCAAUGCCUCACCCUCUCUCUCCUCAUCCUCCCUCCACUUUUUCUAGCAACUUACUUCCUCGCGCAAUUCCCGCACGCGCCGGAGGUCUCCUUCAUACACCCAUCUCUUGCCAGCCUCCCCCGAUCGUCUAAGACAUGGGAAAUAUACUCUGAGGAUUUCUACGACGGCGGCGCGUACAUCAAACUACCUUUCGGCACCGUCCGCUAUUGGUUGAUAGGUCCUGAGAAUGGCAAGAAGAUUGUUCUAAUACACGGACUAUCUGUUCCUGCUAUGAUUUGGAGGGACGUGGCGCCAGCGCUCGCGUCCAACGGCUUCCGCGUCCUUCUGUAUGACUUGUACGGACGUGGCUAUUCAGAUGCCCCUCAGAUGACAUACGAUGCGCCCCUCUACGCCACGCAAUUAGCUCUCCUCAUGCAGCACAUCAAGUGGGAAAAGACGCUCGUUGCGGGAGUAUCAAUGGGUGGCGGUAUAGCCGCGGCAUUUAACUCUUACUUUCCCCACCUAGUUGAUGGCAAGAUUGCCUUGAUUGCUUCCGCUGGGCUCAUAGAGUCAAGUGACAUGUCUCGGACAUCAAAAUUCAUGUCUUCCCCUCUUGUUCAAACAGUCACCUCAAGCUCUCCCUUCCGUGUCGUUCGCCUUCAAUCAGCGCAUCUACCCGGAUACAAUGCUGCCCUUGCCUCUUCCUUGAGAGAUGGUCCCAUCCGCGGUCUAUCCUCUGCUUUCAAAGAGAUGGGUGCAUCAAACCAUGACGUACUCCUUAUUUGGGGAACUGCAGACAACACAGUCCCAUAUAAAUAUGCUGCUCAAAUGCAAUCCCUCGUACCACAAUCCGAGCUGAUCACUAUCCAAGGUGGGGGACAUGAUCUCACGGUAUCUCACUCAGAGACAAUCAGUGUCGCCCUGGUACGCUUCUUUCAACAAAAUAAAAAAUAAUCCAUCUCCUCCAAGCUCCCGAGGAUACCAUAUGGCGUGGAUCCUUCGUGUACACACACCCUAAAGACUUUCCCGCCUCGUCACACAACAUCAUUCAUUUCCCUUCGCUCUCUUCGAACUUUGCAUGUUACAAUCCACUCAAGUUGUAAUCUCAACCCUUUCUGCAUCACUAUCAAGCCGUCUCCUUGUAAAUCCAUGCCCCCAUUCCCAUCUGCAUACCCGUUCACUCACCAGUCUCGACUGCAUGUUACCUUUCCACUGUCAUCUGACCUUUUGUCGUGUCACCUCUGCCAUCUAUAGUACCCAAAUUACGUUACGCUGUUCCAUUUGCUAUCUGUGUUCGUCGCCUUCCGGACCCAUACCCCGGACCCAUACCACAGACUUAUUAAUGUUGUCCCAUCACUUUUGCUCGUUUUUGGGCGUAUGGAUACCUUUUCUUCAGAAGAUCAGUUC
Heterobasidion irregulare TC 32-1 is the source of this 1459-nucleotide messenger RNA. RefSeq lists its product as uncharacterized. The record is from RefSeq and is a predicted model, not a curated record. The transcript is spliced from 8 exons. The coding region runs from base 53 to 1006 and encodes 317 amino acids. Lineage: Eukaryota; Fungi; Basidiomycota; Agaricomycetes; Russulales; Bondarzewiaceae.